AUGAGUCAAAUCAAACGACAACUAAGUUUAACUCAAUCAAUUGAUGUGGAGAUGAAAAAGCUACGAACAAGAUUGAGUGACGAAAGUACAUCGUACACCUGUUUUGAAAAUUUAUCCAAUGAAGUUUUGUACGAAAUAUUGGACUAUAUUGAUGCUUAUGAUAUAUAUGAAUCAUUUUCAAAUCUUAAUAAUCGUUUACAAUCUCUUAUCACUUCUUCGUCACUUUUACUUCGAAUAAAACUUUGUUUAAAAUCCAGUUCUUUAUUCGAAAAUCGUUGUCAACAUGUUAUUAUUCCAAACUCACAUCGUAUUCGUUUUCUUCAUUUUCAUGAUGAAUCAUUGAUUAAUACGUUCUUUGAUCAUUAUAUUAUUGAUUCAUCAUUUCAUCGUCUUGAAUCAAUCGGUCUCCAUGAUAUCAAAGCAGAGAAACUACUCACAAUUCUUAUUUAUUUAAAAUCUUUACCUCGUCUCUUUUCACUAAAUAUUACUAUAAUGGAUAAAAGUUCUUAUGAUCUGGGGAAUAUUUAUUCACUGAUUUUUUCUUUAUCUUCAUUAAAAUGUAACGAACUAGGAACAUUUGGUAAUAAAUUACCACGUAUUAUUUCACAUCUAACCAAUAACAAAUUUAGUAUGAUAGAAUAUAUGGUUAUUCAUAAUUUUUUUACUCUUAAUCAACUAAAUUCUCUACUUCAUUAUACACCACAACUUCGUCAUCUGUUUUGCCAUGGUGUGAUUGAAUCAGACAAAAAAUUCAAAAAAAAUCUAUCAAUGAAAUUACCACAUUUGAAAUACAUUGGUUUUGAAGAAGUUUAUGUUUCGUUUGAUGAAUUCGAAGUGUUUAUUAAAGAAAUAUCCUCUCAAUUACAAAUAUUUAGAAUUGGUACAUAUGAUUAUAAAAACUAUCUUGAUGGUAAUCGUUGGGAACAAUUAAUUAAAAAAUAUAUGCCUCAAUUAAAAAAAUUCUACUUUCGUUUUACUCAGAAUAUUAAAAAUGAUAAGAAGACAAAUUUAAUUGAUUCAACUGAUGGAUUCAUUAAUCGAUUUAGUUCACCAUUUUGGUCUGAACGGAAAUGGUUUCGUGAGCUAAAAGUAUUUUGUGAAAAAAAGAUUUUUUCAAUUUUUCCAUAUAAAAAACAAUGGACCGACCUUCAUGAACAUAUUAAUACUGGCACGAAUUCGAAACAAAAUUCAAUAGAAGAUAAUUAUAUUUCUAAUCGAGAAAAAAGUGACCAUGGUAUUAUACAAUUGACUAUUGAGUUUCAUGGAGAUAGCGAUCUUGAUUGGCGAUUUAUUAGGAGAUUAAUACCUACUAUUAAAGCGAUUCAAUUUACUCAUUUAAAUAUAGAAAAUGAGAGCAUAUCUAUUAACAUGUUACUCAAUAUUCUACGUCUGUUGCCACAUCUUGAAUCAUUAAAAUUGUUAUUUAUGCCGAAACGUCUGUUCGAAUAUUUAUCUAUUGAACAUACCAGAAAUCAUCUAUCAGUACCGAUUACUAACAAAAUGACAAAAGUCAAACUUGGUCAAGUUACAGAAGAAGAAGAAAUUGAAUUUUUUAUCAAUCUUUUCCCACAAAUAGAACAUCUUAAAGUACACUGUUUGUUAAAUACAGAUGUUCCAUUACUUAUGAAAGUUAUUUUAACGAAUCGAAAGACACGUAUUCCAAAUCUCUGUCAUCUGUGUUUCGAUUUUCUUAUGGCAGAUGAAAACUUGGUUAGAACUUUAGCAAAUAUAAUGGAUUUCGAGACAGUUAUUGAUAGCUAUACAAUUCAGCGUAGUGGUGACAAAAUAAAUGUGCAUUGGAAAUUAUAA
This is a messenger RNA of Adineta steineri, 1809 nucleotides long. The record is from the annotation of a GenBank genome assembly. NCBI's taxonomy places the organism in Eukaryota, Metazoa, Rotifera, Eurotatoria, Adinetida, Adinetidae.